Wickerhamiella sorbophila is the source of this 999-nucleotide messenger RNA. RefSeq lists its product as hypothetical. The record is from RefSeq and is a predicted model, not a curated record. The coding region runs from base 1 to 999 and encodes 332 amino acids. Gene Ontology annotation, biological process: regulation of DNA-templated transcription. Lineage: Eukaryota; Fungi; Ascomycota; Dipodascomycetes; Dipodascales; Trichomonascaceae. The transcript has a single exon. Gene Ontology annotation, molecular function: zinc ion binding; sequence-specific DNA binding.
AUGUCCCUGAUCAAUUCUCGUGGUCUGGUAUUCCCAUCCUACUCGCGCGAAUCAGCUGAGCGCUCCACAUCGAUUUCCUCGUGUGACGAACCCACAACUCCGCCGGCCGGUGAUUCAGCCCCGGCUAUUGAUUCCCGCCAUCUCAGCGUGUCUCUGCUAUAUCCAGACACGGCUCCUCGCUCCGCUUGGCGGCCGCAGAUCGAUGCUUGGAUGCGGCGCAACCAUCCGGCCGAUCUGAAGCGUAUCUCCACAAUGGCAAACAUGUUUUCCCGUGCGAUGCCCUACAAGCUUCCUCCUAGUCGCUCUGAGGCUCCGUCUCCGCCUAUGGAGCACGAGCAACUCAUGAAGCAAGCUUCGUUGCUUGUUUCAGUUUCUCCGUCCCGCCGAGAUUCCACCCCAACCUCCUCGGUUGCUUCGCCCAAAUCGCAGGCUCCUCAAAUCACCCGAGGGCCUCCGUCGCCGCAGUACACCCCGCUGUUUGUUGAUUCGGCAGGAGCUGCCGAGAACGAGGUGUCCCCGGCCGUCACCUCGCCCAUUCCCCAGCCCGUGCGUCCAUUGAUGGCCGCCAGCGUGGAAUCCAAAACUCCGAUUUUUGUCAACUCCGACGCCAGUUUGCCUGCACACCCUCUACCUCCUAUUGUUGGGCCUGUCCAGCCUGUCGCCGACAAGUUUGCCAGAGCCGCCACGGUGCCUCGGACGCUUCUUAGCCCGCCUGCUAGUCCGCCCAUGCCUAGCGACGUCCAAAAGACCUGCAUAUCAUGCAGUUGUUCGCAGUCGCCAUGUUGGCGGCCGUCGUGGUCUCCUACCGCGGGCCAAUUAUGCAACUCGUGUGGCCUCCGCUAUAAAAAGACCGGAGCCCGCUGCAUCAAUGCUGCGUGCGGAAAGAUCCCGUCGAAGGGCGAAUGGAACCAUAUGAUUCGAGCAGCCACCCAGGAUGCGUUCGGCAAUACAAACUACACAUGCCUCCAAUGCCACGGCCCCGUCGCUUUGCGUUCAUGA